Leishmania mexicana MHOM/GT/2001/U1103 is the source of this 2016-nucleotide messenger RNA. Its product is annotated as putative spliced leader RNA PSE-promoter transcription factor. Bases 1 to 2016 code for a protein of 671 amino acids. Lineage: Eukaryota; Euglenozoa; Kinetoplastea; Trypanosomatida; Trypanosomatidae. The transcript has a single exon. The record is from RefSeq and is a predicted model, not a curated record.
AUGCGGCGCUCGCUGCGCUUGUGGUGCAGCAAGUUGGACCUGGAUGGCAACCCCUCUCGCUACUUUCCGCGCUUCCGCCCACGGCGGCUGGUCAUGCCGGUGGAUCCGAACGACGUCCACAGCGACAAGCGGCAACCUAACCCGUUAUUCAUGAAGGUAAAGGCGCAAAAACGCCAGCGGCGCCGUGCCGAGAUGCGCGGCGCCGUGCAGCUGGCUAGCGUUCCCAAGGAGCGCAGCGUGGGGGACGUGUACCGGCUCCUGAUGGAUGCCUGUGAGACGCAGAGCUUGUUCUCCGAUGCCGCGCUAACGCCGCUGACAGUGCGGGAUCUGGAGUCUCUCCUGAAGGCCUACAACGCCGCCAGCGCAGUGCGGCGACGCUCUGUUCAAGGGCAAGCAGCUCCCCCGGAUGGUGGAGCAGCGUCGGUCGGAGAAUCAACAAAGGAGCAGGGCUCGCCGCGUGAUGACAACGCGCCGCAACACAGCACUCCACUAUACUCGCGUGCCUUCCAAGCGACUCCAUCGCCGGUCGCCGCAUCGUCCUUCGCCUCCGCCGCUGCCGCUGACGCACUCUCCAUUCGCGAAGUGGAUCAAAUGUGGUCGAUGCUCGAUCACACACCCCUCAACGCCCCCGUGCACGGCGCACUCGCCCUACGCGGGGACGCGCUGAUCCGUUCCGUAUUGCUGGAGCUCACCUACUCUGCUUAUCCGCGGCUGCGCUCAAAGCAUGUGCAGCAGUUGCUGCAUGAGACGACAGGGUUGCUGCCGUGCGGCCGCAUAGCCAUGCGGAUCGGCCUCGCCGAGCACUGCGGCGUAGAAGGUGACAUAGCCAUGUGGCGUGAGCUCAACGUCCUCUCGGAGCGCAUGCGCAUCGCGCGAAGGGAGGCGGCGGCGCACCUGCAGCGCGUCGAGAAGGGCAUAGCAGCGCAGCGCCGGUGGUACUGGAGGGCGGUGUUGCGCUCCGCUGCUGCGCGGCUGAAGCUGUUUCCGGUGCACAAAGAGGACCUGCAGCCGCGGAUGCAGUGGGUGCGCAGCUUUCUCUGUGCCUUUGUCGCCUUUGUGGAGAUGGCGGAGACGUCCGGCGACGCCCAUGCCCGCGUUCGACCGCUCAUCUAUCAGCUGUUUGCGAGUCAGCUGGCACGCCAUGUACGGGCCCGUCAGAUCAUCGAGGCUGCAGAGGCCAUUGUUGCCGCCACGUCCGAGCACGACGCCCGUGUAGAUGCUGCUGCAGCAGCUCCCUCGGCGACCCCGCCUCUAUCACCGCCUUGGGGUGAUAAUGAAGCGAGUGUCGAAGCGCUCUGCCGUCGCGUCGCUGAGGAGCUGGCGCGGGUCAAGUCCCGCACUGCAGACGAGGAGGAGGUGCUGGAGGGCCGCGCACACCCAAUGAACAGCAGGGCCGACCGGCGGCGCGAGCAGUUUGAGUCAAGCGGCGGCGCUCAUGGUACCCAGAUGCUCCACGACGAGACCCUCGAGAGGCACGCGGAGGACUACGGUCAUCUUGCACCACCGCUGCUGCUCCACGCACUUGAGUCGUCUAGCCCGAAUGCGUUCAAAGAGGCGCAACUUGUCCUCCGCUAUGCGCCACAGGUGUCCGAGAAACUGCGUCGAUCACCGAUCGACGUUGAUCAGGUGGUACGCCGCGUCGUGGAUGUGCAGGAGACAAACAACUACGCCUCACUGCACAACACGCAGCAGUAUCGCCAGGUUGAGUAUACUGUGUGCCGCCUCUACGCCGGACACUACUGCCUGGGCGAGGGGAAGAGCGAAACGCUCAUGUCGGCGAUGCAGGAUGCAUCCAUGCAGAUGCUGCUGAAUUACUACCUCCGGUUUCCCUUGUCAGCACCAUCUCCGCUCGAGUCGCCGACGCAGACGGAGGGGAACAGUGAUGGUGCCAGUCAUGGCAGUGGCAGUGCUGCUACCGCGACGGCACACCUCCGUGACGGCGACGAAGGCAACGCGGGUGGCGUGCCGGCGCCGCGGAUUCGGCCGCCGAAGACGGAAGAAGAAGUUGUACUGUAG